UGUCAGUUAACCGUUGGAAGUUGUAGAGCCAAGGUAGCCUAGCUUAGCCAACUGUCGAACGCAUUUUUGUUAAACAUUAAUUAGCUACAGGUCUUACUUAUAAUCAACAUGCGUGAGUGCAUCUCUAUCCACGUUGGUCAGGCCGGUGUUCAGAUCGGGAAUGCCUGCUGGGAACUGUACUGCUUGGAACAUGGGAUCCAGCCCGAUGGGCAGAUGCCCAGUGACAAAACCAUCGGCGGGGGGGAUGACUCCUUCAACACUUUCUUCAGCGAGACCGGAGCGGGAAAACAUGUCCCCCGUGCUGUGUUUGUGGAUCUCGAACCAACUGUUGUUGAUGAGGUUCGCACCGGGACAUACCGUCAGUUGUUCCACCCGGAGCAGCUCAUCACCGGUAAAGAGGAUGCCGCCAACAACUAUGCUCGUGGCCACUACACCAUUGGCAAGGAGAUCGUCGACCUGGUGCUGGACCGAGUUCGCAAGCUGUCGGACCAGUGCACUGGGCUUCAGGGCUUCCUGAUCUUCCACAGCUUUGGUGGUGGAACCGGCUCAGGUUUUGCCUCUCUGCUCAUGGAGAGACUGUCUGUGGACUAUGGCAAGAAGUCCAAACUGGAGUUUGCCAUAUACCCCGCCCCUCAGGUGUCCACAGCAGUGGUGGAGCCCUACAACUCUAUCCUGACCACCCACACCACCCUGGAACACUCAGACUGUGCCUUCAUGGUCGACAACGAGGCCAUCUACGACAUCUGCCGUCGGAACCUGGACAUCGAGCGCCCCACUUAUACUAACCUCAACAGGCUCAUUGGCCAGAUCGUCUCCUCCAUCACAGCCUCGCUGCGUUUCGAUGGAGCCCUCAAUGUGGACCUCACUGAGUUCCAGACCAACCUGGUGCCAUACCCCCGUAUCCACUUCCCCCUGGUCACCUACGCACCUGUCAUCUCUGCUGAGAAGGCCUACCACGAGAUGCUUUCUGUGGCAGAGAUCACCAACGCUUGCUUCGAGCCAGCCAACCAGAUGGUGAAGUGUGACCCUCGCCAUGGCAAGUACAUGGCCUGCUGCAUGCUGUAUCGUGGGGAUGUGGUGCCUAAGGAUGUCAAUGCUGCCAUCGCCACCAUCAAGACCAAACGCACUAUCCAGUUUGUUGACUGGUGCCCCACCGGCUUCAAGGUAGGCAUCAACUACCAGCCACCCACGGUGGUGCCAGGUGGAGAUCUUGCCAAGGUCCAGAGAGCCGUUUGCAUGUUGAGCAACACCACAGCCAUCGCUGAGGCCUGGGCUCGGCUCGACCACAAGUUUGAUCUGAUGUACGCCAAGCGUGCCUUUGUACACUGGUAUGUGGGAGAGGGUAUGGAGGAGGGGGAGUUCUCUGAGGCCAGAGAAGAUCUGGCUGCCCUGGAGAAGGACUACGAGGAAGUGGGAGUGGAUUCGGUGGAGGGAGAGGCUGAGGAAGGAGAGGAGUACUGAAUCCUGACCUGAUUGAAAAAUGUUUUACUGUUGAUUGGUAAUUUUAAUAAAAGUUCUGUUUUC
Messenger RNA from Oncorhynchus mykiss (rainbow trout), 1524 nucleotides. RefSeq names its product tubulin alpha chain, testis-specific. Gene Ontology annotation, molecular function: GTP binding; structural constituent of cytoskeleton. Gene Ontology annotation, biological process: microtubule-based process. The record is from RefSeq and is marked provisional. Lineage: Eukaryota; Metazoa; Chordata; Actinopteri; Salmoniformes; Salmonidae. Gene Ontology annotation, cellular component: microtubule.